Molecule: messenger RNA, 2823 nt
Organism: Cloeon dipterum
Lineage: Eukaryota; Metazoa; Arthropoda; Insecta; Ephemeroptera; Baetidae
Product: probable cytochrome P450 303a1
Exons: 9
Coding region: 421-1926 (501 amino acids)
Biological process (GO): xenobiotic metabolic process
Cellular component (GO): cytoplasm; intracellular membrane-bounded organelle
Molecular function (GO): oxidoreductase activity, acting on paired donors, with incorporation or reduction of molecular oxygen, reduced flavin or flavoprotein as one donor, and incorporation of one atom of oxygen; iron ion binding; heme binding
Source: RefSeq, a predicted model, not a curated record
CCCGCUUGAACAUUUUAUUUUUCUUGACACAUGCGAAUAUCUCGUCGGCAGCUGUGCUCUCACAAUGCAAAAUACAGGUCCAAAUUAGGUUCCAAUCUCUUCCGCUUAUUACGUAUAGUUUAAACUCCGAAAAAAAAGGUAGGCACCUGGUCGUGCGAGAAUGUUUCCCACUACAUUUUUUGUUCUUCUCGAAUGGAGUGUGUGGCGCGGCGGCGGCGGCGUUUUCGUCUCACUGAUGCAGCUUCUGCUGGAGGGACUGGUCAACCGAGCCACGCAUGUGAGUGCCACCCGAAAUCAUAUUUUGUGAAAGCACCUGUUGAGUAUUCACCUUCGUGGACCGGCAGCACCUCCGAAACUGGAUUUCUCGGUUGAGCCGCAUCGAUUUUACUUACCAAACCAAGCCUACUAGCUCCUGAGGCUAUGUGGCUGGCACCGCUGUUAUUCAUAUUCGUGGUCGGCUUGUUAAUCUUGCGUGAUGUGAAAAAGCCGCGAAACUUCCCGCCAGGGCCAACAUGGUGGCCGAUCAUCGGCAGCCUUCCGGAGGUGUCCCGGUGGCGAAAGAAACUUGGCACCCUGACGAUGGCGGCAACAUUUCUGGCAAAGCAGUACGGCAAGGGAAAACUGGUCGGGCUGCGCGUCGGCAACGACGUCCAGGUGGUGCUCACCUCAGCCGAGUUGGUCAAGGAGAUGGCCACAAAGCCAGAGUUCGACGGCAGACCCAGAGGACCCUUCUACCGCCACCGCACCUGGGGACUUCGCAGAGGAGUAUUGCUUACUGAUGACGAGUUCUGGCGCGAUCAGAGGCGCUUCCUCAUGCGCCACCUCAGGGAUUUCGGGCUUGGUAAAGCGAGCCAGAUGGAGACCAUCAUCAUGCGAGAGGUGCAAGCUCUGACUGAUUACUUCAAAACUGCCAUCAGCAACACAGCCGACGGAAAGACGUUGAUGCCGCUGCACAACGCUUUCGGCGUGUCGGUGCUGAACACGAUUUGGGCGAUGCUGGCAGGCAAGCGUUACGACCCUGACGACGCCGAGCUGUGCACCCUGCAGAAGAUCCUAUCAGACAUGUUCGCCAGCAUGGACAUGACGGGCUGCCUGUUCAAUCACUUUCCCAUCCUGCGCUACGUGCUGCCCGAGGCGUCCGGCUACAAUUACUACAUGACGUGUCAUCAGAAGCUGCUGCAAUUCCUGCAGGCCGAGCUGCUCCGCCACAAGACCACCUACAUGGAAGGCUCCCCCAGGGACUUCAUGGACGUCUUCAUCGCCGAGUCAAACACCAGGAAGGACGAGGAUUCCAAUUACACGGACAUUCAACUGAUGGCGAUUUGCAUGGAUAUGUUCAUGGCCGGAUCAGACACAACAAACAAAUCUUUGAGUUUCGGUUUUCUGCACUUCCUGCGUCAGCCGCACGUGGUGCGAAAAAUCCAGGAGGAAAUUGACAGUGUCGUCGGCAGGGAACGACCCGUCACCUUGGAUGAUCGGCCCAAAAUGCCGUACACGGAGGCGACGGUCAACGAGUCCAUCAGAGUUUUUGUUGCACACGCAAUCGCGGUUCCGCACAGAGCGAUGGCUGAUUCAACGUUGAUGGGCUACUCCAUACCUAAGGACACAAUUCUGGCGGUCAACUACCAUGGAAUAUUCAUGAACGAGGAGCUGUAUGAAGAUCCAUGGACGUUCAAGCCAGAGAGGUUCUUGAACGAAAAGAACGAAGUCUCUCUGCCCGACCAUUUCAUUCCUUUCGGAGUUGGUCGAAGGAGAUGCAUGGGAGACACGCUGGCGAAAACAAACAUUUUCCUAUUCAUCACAAACCUGCUGCAGACGUUCAAUUUCGAAAACCCCAAAGGCCGGCCUCUGCCCGACCCCUUUCCUAUCGAAGGCAUCACGCCCUUCACGCAAUUAUACGACGGCGUCAUUUCCCUUAGAGAUUAAUAUUUUGAGAUUGUGAUCGACUGAAUGAAUGAGUUGAAUGUUUCUGCGAUUCCAUGCACAUGCAAACUUGCACAAGCAUGUGACAAUGGAGUUGCAAAAUAAACAAAUGUAUCGGCAUUUCACAUACGUACGCUAUCUCACAGCUUUCUCUCGGAAAAAGCUGUGAUGAUCAGCACAAGAAUUACCUCAUUUAAGGUUGCAGAUUUUUUACUAAUAUCUCACGACAUGAGUUAAACGAAUCUUUGUUCCUCUCAUAAGAACCCCAUGUUAAAUAAUGCCUCAUCUGGUAGAUGAGUGGAAAAUGAUUUAUUAUUUGUUUCUUGGUGUAAAGAGUUCGUCUAUCGAUUCAUCCUCGCAGAACAUAUUAAAAAAAGUUGAUUUAAAAUGAUUUGUAAUUGCGAGGGAAGACACGAAAAUCGGAGAUAGCAGCAAAAAUCCUCGCCACUGAUUGGCUUACGCAACGCGCAUGUCAGCAGCAUGUCGAGAGUUGUUGCUAGGCAACCGCGGGAGCUGCUGUCAUGCGCGAUACGUCAGCCAAUCAGCGUGAUUUUCCUCGCAAUUAAAUCGGUUUAAAUCAAUUAUUUAUAAUUGGUUCCUGUGAUGAUAAAUCUGAUAAAUCACAACUCUUUUAACUUUAAGUAGGCGCCAAACGAAAGGUUUUCCGCUCAUUGGUAAGCGAUAUACUCAAAGCAUUUAACAUUAUGUGGAAAGAUUUUAAGACGAUUAAAUUUUUUGUAAAAAAAUGCAACCCUGACGUAAUUGAUAAUUAUUUGCACGACUGCUUUCUUACCGAAAAGAAUUAUCUAUUGUUUUUUAAUUUUAAUUAUUAACUAGUUGUGUAGGUCUAGAUUUUUAAAUAUGCUAGUUUUGUAAAUAAAUAUUUGACAAAAACCAGAA